AUGAUAAUUGAAAUUUAUUUAUUUAACUCCUAAAUUUUUUAAUUAUUUGAUUUUGAAUAAGGAAUGAAUAGAGACAAUACAAUUUAGUAUAGAUCCCCAUAAUAAUUACCAUCUUCAAAAAAGCCUAACAUGGAAAAUUUUCCACCACAAAGAAAUACAAAUGAAUUUAUUAAAUAGAUGAAAAAAAGAAUUGAUUAACCUCCCCUUAGCAUUGUAACUUAAAAUUCUCAAAUCAAAGAUGCAUAAUCAAUUUUUAUUGAUGUCUCUAGGAUUGAAUAAUAAUCCAAUAAUUCAAAUAAUAGUUUUUUUGACCCCUUAAAAUAACCAAUUAUUCCAUAAUGUCAUAGAUCGAAUUAACCCUCAAAUUGUACAACCUAAAGAACAAAUAGAUUAGAUAUGUAGAGAAAUAGUAAACCAUAUCUAGAUUAAACUGAUAGUAUGGGCAUGCUAUUAAUUUAACAAUAAAUGUUAUAAUUGUAAAAUGAAAACAUGAUUUUAAAACAACAAUUAGAAAAAUAGGAAAGUUAAAGAUUACUUUUUUAAUAAUAACUUCUUUAAUAAUUCUAGUCAUAAUAGCAAUAAUAGUAACAACCUAUUGUUAUAAACAAUAAUAUAACAUCUAACGAAAAGUAACCAUAAUAAUCAAAAUCUAUUCCUCCAUAAAAUAAUGAAGAAGAAUCUUAAUCCCCACCAAAAAAAAUAUAGCGCAAAAAACAAUAAUCUUAAGCCAUAUAGACAGAUAAAUCUGUAUAAGAUUAAUCUAUUAUCAAUAUUAAUGAAUCUUACUAAAAUUAAUCUUAUAUUAAUAAUUCAAAGUAAAUCAAACAAUAAUAAUAAAUCAAAUCUCUUUAAUAAUAAAAAACAAGCAUGGAAUCUUUAACUUUUGGUACAUAAUUAUCUCAAAGAAAUUUAAUUACUUAAUAAUCAUAAUAGCAAUUAUAAAAUAAUGAUUCGUUGAGCAAAAAUUAAAGUAAUCAAUAAAUUAAUUCAAAUUCUAUUCAAUUCUAAACGGAAAUAGAAUAAAAAGAUAAUUAAAUGUAAAAUAUACAAGAUAUCUAAAUAUAAAGAAAAUAUUCUUAAAUAGAUGUAAUUAAUUCUUCUGCUUAGAAAGAUCAAACUUAUAGUAUUUAUAAUUAAGAAAUACGUAAAUAAUCGUAGCCUAGUGUAAAAUUAGAAUUUAAUUUUGAAGAUGGAAAAAAUGAAUCAAAUAAAAAAUGUUUAGCUGAUUAUUUUUCAUAAAGAAAGAAAACAGCUAAUGUUGAGAGAAGAGUUUCAGUUUAAAUGCCAGCUUAAGAAGAAGAAGAAUAAAGCUGGAUUGUAAAUGUUAAGUAAAGAAGUAAGGAAGAAUAAAUCAAAUUAAGAAAAGAAAUGAUGGAAUAUGGAAGAAGCAAGAGAUAAUAAAAUAAAAGUUAAACACCAACAAUUGAAGAAAAAAAUAGUGCUAAGAAAGAAUAGGUUAAAAGAGUGAAAAGUCCAUUAAUGGAAAGAUUAGCUUUAGGAUAAAAAGCAAAAGUAAUUUUGAACUUAUUUAGGUCGAAGAAAAAGAAAUGUUUGCAUUAACUAAAAAAAAUUAUGAAAAUUUGCCAGAAGUAAAAAGCAAAAAGAAUUAAGAAGAAAUAAACAAAUAAAAGCAGCAGUUUAUGAAAGAGAGAUAAAAUAAAUUAAAAGAAUUAGAUGAUGUAAAUUAUUAUUUAAUUUUAGAAAAUUAAAGAGAAAAUGAAAAAGCCAUGA
Paramecium sonneborni is the source of this 1731-nucleotide messenger RNA. The record is from the annotation of a GenBank genome assembly. Lineage: Eukaryota; Ciliophora; Oligohymenophorea; Peniculida; Parameciidae.